UUCAAAUUCCGCCAAUUUCGUUUCGACUGUUUCAGGCUCUCGCAAUAUGUCACCGCUCCGCCUGCAUUGAGCGUUGCACAAAGAACUCCUUUCCCUCCCGUUUCCCACCUGAAAACAGUGGCGAAUUACGCGAAACGUGACAUUAAUCAGAAACUAAAUCGGGAACCGUGUCAUGCAACCGUAAAUUAUGUUGGUCGAGAAAAUAGGUUACGCAGCGAUCGUAUAUUGGGGUUAUAGAUUCUCCCGUGAUGUAAUAUAUCGAGUAUACAAGAAUUUCUUCUCCGUGUCCGUGGUCGAUUUAUGUUCGAUGGGUAAGUGGGCGGUGGUCACAGGAUGUUCUCACGGGAUCGGAAGAGCAUACGCGGAGGCACUAGCGAGGAUCGGGUUGAACGUGAUCCUGAUCAGCCCCGACACGGAGAAUUUAAAGGCCAUCGCGAGCAAUAUCGAGGCGAUGUACAACGUGAAGACAAAGGUGAUUAAGCUGGAUCUGUCGGAGGGUCUUGAGACGUACAACGUGAUUGAGAAAGAGAUGUUUGGCCUAGAGAUUGGCGUGUUGAUAAAUAAUCUCGGCAUGUCGUACCCGCAUCCGGAAUACUUUCUGGAUCUGCCUCAUAAUGAAAAGAUUUAUAUGAGUAUCGUUCAUUGUAACGUAGUCGUUGUAACGAAUAUGUGUCGUAUCCUGUUACCUCAAAUGGUCGUCAGAGGAAAGGGAGUAAUAGUGAACGUAGCCUCAAUGGUUGCUGUGUUGCCGAGCCCUUUGUUAACAGUGUUCGCCGCGACGAAGGCGUACGUCGUGAAAUUCAGUAGAGACUUGCAGAUAGAAUACGGGAAACACGGUGUGAUCGUUCAGUGCUUAUUACCAGGCACAGUGACAAAUCACACGACGGAGUCACCGCGGUCAGGAUGGAUGGUCCCCACACCUGAAAAAUACGUACAGAGCGCGAUCAGAACAAUAGGCAAGGAAAACGUCACCACCGGAUUUCUUCAACACUCCAUAUUGAUCGGGAUAAUGAAAUUCGUUUAUCGAAUAUCGCCAAGGUCCAUCAUCGUUUGGAUGAUUAAUAUCAUGGAAGGAAAUCGGAAUAACGCGCUUCGACGAUACGUCGGAUGACUUUGUAGAAAUAUCUGAAUAUACGAUAUAUAUCUUUGCCCAAGUAAAACGUUUUCUUACCUUUCUUCUCUACGUUUCAUAGAGUAAUGGUAUAUUUUAGAUG
This is a messenger RNA of Frieseomelitta varia, 1214 nucleotides long. RefSeq names its product very-long-chain 3-oxoacyl-CoA reductase-like. Gene Ontology annotation, cellular component: endoplasmic reticulum. Gene Ontology annotation, molecular function: oxidoreductase activity. The record is from RefSeq and is a predicted model, not a curated record. Lineage: Eukaryota; Metazoa; Arthropoda; Insecta; Hymenoptera; Apidae. Bases 188 to 1111 code for a protein of 307 amino acids. The transcript is spliced from 2 exons.